Messenger RNA from Eremothecium gossypii ATCC 10895, 195 nucleotides. RefSeq names its product copper metallochaperone COX17 (gene COX17). The coding region runs from base 1 to 195 and encodes 64 amino acids. Gene Ontology annotation, biological process: mitochondrial respiratory chain complex IV assembly. Gene Ontology annotation, cellular component: mitochondrial intermembrane space. The transcript has a single exon. Lineage: Eukaryota; Fungi; Ascomycota; Saccharomycetes; Saccharomycetales; Saccharomycetaceae. Gene Ontology annotation, molecular function: copper chaperone activity; copper ion binding. The record is from RefSeq and is marked provisional.
AUGCCUGAAUCCUCUUCUGUGCCAGGUGUUUCACAAGGUAGUAGUACCGACAAGCCAAAGCCAUGCUGUGUGUGCAAGCCCGAGAAGGAAGCGAGAGACAGCUGUCUGCUGUUCAACGGCGUGGAUGCGGUCAAGUGCCAGGAACUGGUGCAAAAGUACAAGGACUGCAUGAAAGGCUACGGCUUUGAGGUGUAA